Molecule: messenger RNA, 1139 nt
Organism: Vitis riparia (riverbank grape)
Lineage: Eukaryota; Viridiplantae; Streptophyta; Magnoliopsida; Vitales; Vitaceae
Product: tetraspanin-3-like
Exons: 2
Coding region: 74-931 (285 amino acids)
Biological process (GO): auxin-activated signaling pathway
Cellular component (GO): plasma membrane; plasmodesma
Source: RefSeq, a predicted model, not a curated record
GUAAAACAAACCAGAGUACAGAAAAAGAAAGUGAGGGAAAAUUCAGAGAGAGAAGAGAGAAAAAUCUAGAGAGAUGAGAACUAGCAACCACUUGAUCGGAUUACUAAACUUCUUGACGUUCCUGCUAUCGAUCCCCAUACUAGGCGGUGGCAUAUGGCUGAGCAGCAGAGCCAACAACACCGACUGCAUGAAGUUCCUGCAGUGGCCGUUGAUCAUCAUCGGAGUGGCCAUCAUGGUCAUCUCCCUCGCCGGAUUCGCCGGAGCUUGUUACCGGAACACCUUCCUCAUGUGGUUCUACCUGUGGGCCAUGUUCUUCGUCAUCGUUGCUCUAGUUGGUUUCGUGAUCUUUGCCUACGCUGUCACGGACAAAGGUUCUGGUCAGGCGGUGUCGAACCGGGUUUAUCUGGACUAUUAUCUGCAGGACUACUCCGGUUGGCUGAAGGAGCGCGUAUCAGAUGAUAGCUACUGGAGGAAGAUCAGCUCAUGUGUUAGGGACUCCAAGGAGUGUGCAAAGAUGGGGAGGAACAUCGGCGGUGUUCCCGAAUCAGCCGAUUUGUUUUACCUCAGAAAACUCAGCCCUAUCGAGUCAGGAUGCUGCAAGCCCCCUACAGAAUGCAAUUAUGCAUACGUAAACGAGACGGUUUGGACAACUGGGAAUGGGAUGGUGGGAAGCAACUCUGAUUGCUAUAGUUGGAGCAACGAUCAGGGGCAACUGUGCUAUUCUUGCAACUCUUGCAAAGCUGGUGUGCUGGCCAGCCUCAAGAAGAGCUGGAGGAAGGUUUCGGUCAUCAACAUUGUCAUAUUGAUCAUCCUGGUUAUUCUUUACGUGGUUGCCUGUGCAGCUUUCCGCAACAAUCGCCGAAUCGAUAAUGAUGAGCCAUAUGGUGAAACAAGGAUGACAAAGUCUCAACCUAGUAGGAUCCAGUUUUAACUAGAAUGAAGAUUUUCCUCAUGGUCAGUAAGUUUAUGGCGGAUGUGUUUCUUUGAUUCUAUAUUUCGUAUAGGGUGGGUUCCGUUUGGGACACACCCAUGGAUGGUUUGUUCUCCAAAGGUUGUCUGUAUAUGUUGGCAUGAUCAUGAUGGUUUAUUUUCUUUCUAUGAACCUUUAAUUUUGAAAAAGAAAUAUGUUUGUUCAUGUA